Rotaria sp. Silwood1 is the source of this 2862-nucleotide messenger RNA. The record is from the annotation of a GenBank genome assembly. NCBI's taxonomy places the organism in Eukaryota, Metazoa, Rotifera, Eurotatoria, Philodinida, Philodinidae.
AUGGCUCAUGGCAUUUCUGAUCCAGAAAACAAGAAAGAACAUAUUGAUUCUACCAAUGUUUUGAAUGAUAAAUUGGAUCAAUUAGCACAAUGGAUUAAAGAGAGUCAACAUUUUAUUGUAUUUACUGGAGCUGGUAUAUCCACAGCCACUGGCAUUCCUGAUUUUCGGAGUGGAAUGGAUACUGUCUUAGAAACUGGACCAGGAGAAUGGGAACUGGAAGAUCAUAAAAAAAAACGAAAAAAAACAGCUAAUGUUAUUGAUGACAUGCAAAAAGCCAUCCCAUCGCUUGCUCAUAUGGCACUUGUCGCUUUACAACGGCAAGGCAGACUGAAAUGUGUCAUCUCACAAAAUUGUGAUGGUCUUCAUUUGCGAAGUGGUUUAAAUCCGACGAAUCUUGCUGAAUUACAUGGUAAUAUGAAUUUAGAACUGUGCUCUAAAUGUGGAACGAAAUAUUUACGUGAUUUUGAUACAGUUGGUAUUCAAAGUCAUUAUACAGGACGUCAAUGUGAUAAACGAAAUUGUCGUGGUCGAUUAAAAGACUCAAUUAUUGAUUUCGGCGAAGAUUUACCACAAGACGCAUUGGACAAGGCUUUUGAUCAUGCAGAACAAGCCGAUCUAUGUCUUGUUCUAGGCAGUAGUUUGACUGUUACACCGGCCGCUGAUAUUCCAGAACGUGUAGUAGAACGCAAACAAAAAUUAGUGAUUGGCAAUUUACAACGAACACCUUUGCACAAAGUUGCUACACUUAAUAUUCAUGCAUUCAGUGAUGCUAUUAUGAAAGGUAUCAUGGAACGAUUGAAUAUUCCGAUUCCAACUUGGAUCGUUCGUCGACGAAUUCAUGUCACUAGGCAACCUUCUUCGAAUAAACAGAACCAAUAUCGAAUUCUAAUUGAAGGCCGUGAUCCAGAUAAUGUAGACAUUCCUUAUACAUUAUUCGAACGAAUUCAAGUAAUUGUUGAUCAGAAGAUUUGUGAAGAUUUUCAACCUACAGACUGGUUAGGUGCUAUUUUAGCUCCCACAAGUAGUUGCUCAGCUGAUUUUAAUGAAGUUAUGAAAUCCUUGAUUUCUAUGGGAAUUAAAACUAAUAAUCUUGUUCUUGAAAGAGAUGAAAAGAAUGAACCACAGCCAAUAGAAAAGCAUCUGUUUUAUGGCGGAACUAGAUCGGGAGACGUGACCGCUACUUAUCAUCAGUUUGGUCAACAGUGUCCAAUGGAAUUUGAGUUUUUUGGUUUGCAACAAGGCAAAGUAUUUGGUCAAGGAGAUGAUCAAGUUGGAGCUUUUACUCUUGCUGGUCAAUACAAGCUUAAAGAUGGCUAUGGUGAUAUCAAUAUGCAUAAGCAAUAUGUUGGAAAACAUUCUGUUAUAUAUCGAGGAGAGAUUUAUUUACAGGGAAUGAAAUGUUUGAUAGAAGGACACUGGGAAAUAAACAAUAUUUAUGAUAGAUUUAUUAUCCAUCUGACUCUUCCAGAGGUAUAUGCAGCAGAAAUGGAAAAGAUACCAUUACCAAAAGCUUCACGAAGACAAGGAAGUAAAGUUAUGAUUUCCUAUUGUCCAUGUCAAUAUGAUUUAGCUCAAAAGAUAGCUGAAGGAUUGGUUGCUAAAGGUAUUUCAGCUGUUUGCCCGCCAUUACGAAUGCAUGAAAUGAUAAAAAUAGCAACUGAAGAAGCAAGAGUUGUUAUACCAUUAAUGAGUGAAGCAUAUGAAGCAUCGAAUACUUCGAAAUAUGUUCUUUCUUAUGUGGAUGAAGCUGGUAUUCCUAUAGUUCCCAUAAAAGCGCAAGAUCAUUAUUCUCAAAGUAGUUGGCUUGGCGUUAUUUGUGCUGGUGCAUUAUGGACGAAGAUAACGGAUGCAAAUGACAUUGAGAAAAAUCUGGAUAAUCUUAUAGGACAAUUACAUCCAUAUAUCAGCGAUUCUUUAGAUGAAGAGCAACAUCUUGGUGCUCUCGUUGAUGGAACUCUUGUUCAAGGUUAUUAUAUUCAAUGGGGAAAGAAGUUUGAUAUGAAGUUUGAUAUGUUUGCUAUGAUAGAUGGUUAUAUUGCUGGUCAAGGAGAUGAUGAAGUCGGUGGCUUUGUAAUCAAUGGGAAAUACAUCUGUUUAUCAGAUAAAGAAGACUUUGAAUUCCAGUUUAAAAAGCAUUAUAUCGGACAACACGAUGUUCAAUACUCUGGAACUAUAACGCAUCAUGAAUCUCAAUUCUUCUUUGAUGGAAAAUGGUUUCUAGAUGACUUAUCUGAUAGCUUCCAUCUAGAAGUUUCUCGCAAUCAAUCAUCAGGACCUAAAGGUUUGCAUAUCAUGUUAAGUUAUCAAUGGAAUAGUCAAGAGCUUGUUAAACGAGUAGCAGAUAUACUCAAACAAAGGAAUAUUCCUAUUUGGUUUGAUAUUGCUGGAGAUAUGAAAGGGAAUAUCAAUGCUGCUAUGGCUUAUGGUGUUGAAGGUGCUGCGAUGGUUAUUAGUUUUGAUACUGUUGCUUAUAGCAAAAGCAUUAAUUGUCAAAAAGAACUUACAUAUGCUUCUCAAUUAAAGAAGAAUAUUGCUCCUGUUCUUCUUGAGAAUGAUAAGGGAUUCCAAAACACAUGGUUAGGCACGAUAAUAGCUUCCUUAAACGCAAUCAAUAUGCAAGAUGAUAAUCAAUUCAACUCCAGUAUCGAUAUUCUUGUACAACGAAUUAAUAGAGCUCUUGAAGAGAAAAAAGAUGAAGAUUCUCAUCGGUCUCAAGUCAUUACAAGCUUAAGAGAAGGAAGAGUGUUAGGUCAAGGAAAUGAUGAAAUUGGACCUUUCACAAUGGCUGGAAAUUAUGAUAACGAAGGAAAGAGCGGUCAACACUACUUUGUGCGAAAAGUGACAGUAUCAAGACAUGAAUGA